GGGGAAAAUGGGGAGCUGGGGAAGGGGACAGCCUGAAAGUUCAAAUUUGCCAAACUCCUCUGUUUGGCUUCCGCCAGUUGGACGCAAUACAAAGGCCGUCAUCGAAACCCGAACCAUUUCCCAGACUUCGCAUUUCGCCCCUCUAAAUACUGUUUAAUAAUCCAAAUUCCCUUCUUUUCCGUUUUCCCUCUCUUUCAGUUUCUAUUUCCCUUCUAUCAUAUUAUCAUCUCUUCUUCUCUGACGCCUCCACACAUCUCCACCAGGCGGCUGGAUUUAGAGCUCGUUUGAUAAUGGACUCUGUAACCAUGAACUCAGAACGUAGGCCAUUUUCUAUCAAAUUGUGGCCUCCUAGUGAAAAUACUCGGAAAAUGCUUGUGGAGCGGAUGACAAAUAACCUAACCAGCAAAUCCUUUUUCACCCAAAAAUAUGGCACUCUUAGUCAGGAAGAGGCUACAGAUGAGUCAAAGAAAAUUGAAGAUAUUGCUUUUGAGACAGCUAAUCAGAAUUAUGAAAAGCAGCGGAAUGGUGAUGGGGGUGCUGCUGUGCAACUCUAUGCCAAGGAAUGCAGCAGGCUUCUUCUUGAGGUUCUUAAGAGAGGUCCUAAAGUUGAGGCAGACAAGGAGGCUGAAUCUGAUAUCACUAGUGCUCGUGAAAUCUGGUUUGACAUCUCAAAAGGUCGACGAGCCUUUAUCGAGGCAGAGGAAGCUGAAGAACUUCUAAAGCCUUUGAAAGAGCCAGGGAAUUCUUAUACCAAGAUAUGUUUCAGCAACAGAAGCUUUGGUUUAGGAGCAGCUCGUGUUACUGAGCCCAUUCUUGUGUCCCUCAAGGAUCAAUUAAAAGAAGUGGAUCUCUCUGAUUUUAUUGCAGGAAGACCAGAGUCAGAAGCUCUAGAGGUCAUGAAAUUGUUCUCUGAUGCUUUGGAAGGCAGCAUCUUGAGAUCCUUGAACCUCUCAAACAAUGCCUUAGGUGAGAAGGGUGUUAGAGCUUUUGGCUCUCUCUUGAAAUCACAGUCUUGUUUAGAGGAGCUAUAUUUGAUGAAUGAUGGAAUUUCCAAGGAAGCUGCUCAGGCGGUAUCCGAGUUGAUUCCUUCAACAGAUAAGCUUAGAAUCCUACAUUUUCAUAAUAACAUGACUGGCGAUGAAGGUGCUUUUGCUAUCGCCGAAGUUGUAAAGCGUUGUUCUAUAUUGGAAGAUUUUCGUUGCUCCUCUACAAGGAUAGACAUUGAAGGGGGUGUUGCCUUAUCUUUAGCACUUGGGACUUGUACCGCAUUGAAGAAACUUGACCUUCGGGACAACAUGUUUGGAGUGGAAGGUGGAGUUGCUCUGAGUAAAGCCCUUUCACAUCAUGCAGAGCUCAAGGAGCUGUAUUUGAGUUACCUGAACUUGGAAGAUGAAGGUGCAAUUGCCAUAGCCAAUAUACUAAAGGACACAGCUCCUGCACUUGAAGUCUUGGAAAUGGCUGGAAAUGACAUUACAGCUGAAGCUGCUUCUGCAUUAGCUGCUUGCAUAGCUCAAAAGCCCCAUCUGACCGGCUUAAGUUUGGCCGAGAAUGAACUGAAGGAUGAAGGAACUAUCCAGAUCAGUAAGGCGUUAGAAGGUCUCAUCAAAAUAAAGGAAGUUGAUUUAAAUACUAACUUAAUUAGGAGAGCUGGUGCUCGGGUUUUAGCUCAAACUGUGGUUCAGAAGCCUGGUUUUCAACUGCUGAACAUCAAUGGAAAUUUCAUUUCUGAUGAAGGCAUUGAUGAGUUGAAGGAUAUUUUCAAGAAAUUUCCAAAUAUGCUUGGGCCCUUGGAUGAAAAUGAUCCCGAAGGGGAAGAUGGCAACGACGAGGAAUCUGUAGCAGAUGACGACGACGAGGAUGAAUUGGGAUCAAAACUAAAGAACCUUGAAGUUAAUCAUGAGAACUAGAGAGGUUCUUUAUUUAUGAGCCUCUUUGAUUUAGGCUAGUUGCGAGAUUUGUCUCUCAGACUUUAGUAUUUGAAGAGAGGCAUAUGUUGUUUUAGUUUUGGAUUUUUAGUAUAUUUCGAGCAUUGAAACUAGUUUAACAUCGAUCGACUAGAACAUCGACAAAAUUCCUAUGGGCAUCAUGGUAAUAGAUUGACUGUAGUUGUAGGAUUUAUUUUGCUUACUAGGAAUUUUUGCAAUGAACUGGAUCUGCAUCCUUUGUUGUCAGUGACUCCACCCUUGACCCCCCCUUUUGAGGGAGGAAUAGUUGAAUGAUGAAUCUUGCUCUGUACUUGAUUGGGAGAGCUUAAAAAGUUUGUUUGUAUUGAUUGGAGCAA
Molecule: messenger RNA, 2281 nt
Organism: Benincasa hispida (wax gourd)
Lineage: Eukaryota; Viridiplantae; Streptophyta; Magnoliopsida; Cucurbitales; Cucurbitaceae
Gene: RANGAP2
Product: RAN GTPase activating protein 2
Molecular function (GO): protein binding; GTPase activator activity
Source: RefSeq, a predicted model, not a curated record